AGAGAUUAUGUUUGUGAUGGGAAACCACAAGCUGAUGCUAACUCAAUUUACAUAUGGGUCUACACAUUUCCUCUGCAUUCAUGUAGUGGCACAACAGCAACAGGCACUCAGGAGAAAACGAGGGAACACCACUUAUUUAUACAAGCUAUUUAGGUGAUGCAUUUUGGCGCAAUAUCUGCCAAUAUCUACAGUUAGUGCGAAAGGAGAAGGUGUGUGGCGAUGGUGGUGUUCUGACAUUUCAUCCAGUCAAACCCUGCAAGGCAGUGCCGAUGGAAAGGGCAUGUUCUGACAAUACUAGAUGGAAAGAUUUUCAUCCGAAUCAAACGGCAUGAAGAUCCACUAAGAAUGGAAAAAGGUGAGAAAAGAAAUGAUGGCAUGCAGCGGCGGUUAGAAACAAGUACAGUCAGUUUAUAAUAAUCAGUUUUUCUGGCCCAAAACUUAUACAAGAGGAAGUGGUUUCCAACGGAUGUCAAUUGAUUGUUUAAAGUCUAAAACACAAGUUGCACCUAAAAACAUAACUGUUUGGCGUUUGUAUCGGGAUUAGUUUGUUUUUUGAUGAUCUUCAACUGGAGGUGACAAUUAUAUUUUUAGUUACUGAAGUAUAAAAGUAGAAUAAAAAAGUACACAUCUCUCUGUGUGCUCUAAAUAUAACAUUAGUUUUGCUCGUCGCGUUCUUUGAUGAUGAAAGUAGAUGGGGCCUCUUGGAUCACUUCCUUUAGAAACCAUAAACACACACACAUAAGCUGACACACACACAUAAAGGAGGUGAUCUAGCUGCUCUGACAGGAAAUAACCUUCAUAAUGGAAAGUGGCUGUUCUUCUUUUCAGCUGAAUAUUAUGAUGAUGAAGAUGGCUGCUGUCUCCACCAUCACUCUCUUCCUGCUCUGCUGCUCCUUCGCCUCCACAGAUUCUAAGGAUUGUGACUACAAUGCUGCAACAGGCGGGAACUACACUGUGAUUCUGGCCCAUAAACUCACCAGCUCUAACAGAUUGAAAUGGAUGCGCGACAGUAAAGUAAUCGUACAUCGAAGACAAAACAACGUUUUUGUCGAAGGGACGAAGGAGAAUAUUUAUGAAAAUGGAUCCCUGAAGCUGACAAAUCUGCAGAAAAGCGACGCAGGGAAAUACUACCCCGAGGUUCAUGAUAGUGAUGGAAAACAAAUACCGAAUUUGAAAGGCACACGGUUAUGUAUAUUGGACCCUGUCCCGAUGCCUCGAGUGAUUUUUAAGUGUUCCCCAUCUGUUUCAUUAACCUGCAACAUUGAUCAGCAGGCUGACAAUCCCAGUUUUCAAUGGUUUCAUAAUAACAAGGUGUUGACAAAGAAAACCAAUCAGACUCUGAUACUAGAAGACAAAAAGAUGCACAAAGAUUCCUUCCAUUGCGAAGUUUCCAACGCCAUCAGCUCUUUAAAAAGUACAACGGUUGACAACCCCUGCUUUGAUCCUCCCAAGCCUUUUUUCCCUGACAAAGUACUUGGAAUUAAUACCUGGAUUUUCGUGGGCGGCGGAGGAGGUGUUGUUCUGGUGCUGAUUAUCAUCGUCAUUGUUUGCUGCAUCCAGACCAGACGGAAAAAACGCUUGCAACUGAAGGACGAGGGGGAGCUUCGUUUGGCGUGGACCAGUGAGCAACAGCAUCAGCAUCAACAUCAACAUAAUCAUCCUCCCGAUCAACAACAUCAUCAUCAUCAUCACCACCAGCAGCAGCCGGCCGGCCACACCGGUCCUCGCCAGCAUCGCUCCAAACAGCACCACAACCAGCAGCGUACCAGAGCCCCCAACCCGAGUCACCCUCAGCCCAGCCCCCGAAGACCUGCACAGGCCCCCCCCAUACCAGUUGAUAACGAUGACGAGCAGCCUCCUCCUCUUCCUCAGCCCAGGAAGAAAGCCCCCAAGUCACCAAGAGUGUGACACCGUGUGAGUGAAGGAGUUUAGAAAAGUUUCUCACGUGCUCUUCUUAUUUUCGGCUUAUUCCUUCCUGAUUUGCUUCUCUCCUCCCUUCUUCUCUAUUGAUGUUUCUGCUUCACUGAAGAAGAUGAAUUCAACCAAACUCAGCCAGGAAAAGCAGAUUAAUGACACUUCACUCCUCUUCGGCCUCUCCUUGGCGUUAAACAUCAUGAUUUCAUCAGGAAGUAAAAGCAAAGUAGAAAGAUGCUCGUUAAAGCUGAACUCAAACUAUGAAUCUUCAUAAGCUUUCAGCUUAUUAUGACACGGUGAGCAAACUUGGACUGCCCUAAUUUGUAUAACAUGUAUGGCAUUGGGGUUUUUUGCCAUUGCAAUCUUGUAAUAACUAUUAGAUUGUGUUUUUUUUCUCAAGAUAUCAAACUAUUAUCUCAUUAUUACAAUUUAAUUACUUUAUGAUAUGUGACAAAAAAUGGUGGCCAGAACUGUAACCUUGUGCAACAUUAAUUUUCAGACAAAACUUCUAACUUAACUUCCUCUGAAGCGAAAUAAUGAGACAUUAAGGUCAUAAUGUUAAACUAUUAUUCAGAGUACUUUUUAACAUAAGUAAUCCUUAUACUUUAGUAAAUAACAUAUACAUAUAUAUGUAUGUCAAAUAAUCCCCUAUAACUCCCCUCUAUAUCCUCUCUGUAUUCAGCAUUUACAGGAACUAAAAAUAAUGAGUGAAUUUCAGCAAACUUUGUCAUGUCUGUUUUUGUUAUAAUUUUCAUACUUGAAUUUUUGUUUGGUUUUCAAAUGUGGAAACAAGUGACAGUAGUACAAAUACAACAUAACACAGAACAAAAGUUGUCAUGGGGUCCACAAACAUAUCAUGAUUGAUACCACGUUUGUACACUGAAUAUGAAGCUCUUAGCCCUUAGCUUAGCUUAGCAGAAAGACUGGAAACAGGGGGAAACGGCUAGCUUGGCUCUGUCUGAAGGUAACAAAGUCCACCCACCAGCACCUCAAGAGCUCACUAAUUAACUCAUUAUAUCUUGUUUGUGUAAUUCGUGGACAAACAGAAGUGUGAUCCCAUAAUGUCUUUCAUGGUUGCAUUUACAUGCUCUCAGAAGGUUCGCUGUACUGCUACUGUUCAGUCCAGCCUUGAUUUUCUUUUCUACCCGUUUCUUUCCUGACCGGCUGCAAAAAAUCAAUGUCAUUUGAAAUGUUUUCAUUGUAAGAACCACAAACUUUGACAGCAGCCUUUUAAUGUAAACUUUACAAAAACAAACUAUUUUAUGUACAUUUGUAUGCAGUUCUUUGUAAUCUCUCUUUUGUAUUUGUGUCGGGAACUGAUGAAUGAAAGAAAUGUUGAGGAUUGUGAUGAAUCGCACCGAGACAGACACUUGCUCAUCUUGCAGGGUCAUAUGCGUGUUUCUAUACGGAAACCAUCAAGGUCACUCAAGGUUGCCUUUACCUUUUUAUUUAUCUAUAAAACCACCAUACCAAAGCGGUUACAUUAUAUCCAUUAAAGUCUAUGCUUUUAAUGUAAAAAUGUCCAUUUAAACUGUCUGCAGUGAAGUUUUUAAAUAAAUGGUGUAAAUUAUGAUGCAA
Messenger RNA from Siniperca chuatsi (mandarin fish), 3492 nucleotides. Its product is annotated as T-cell surface antigen CD2-like. Lineage: Eukaryota; Metazoa; Chordata; Actinopteri; Centrarchiformes; Sinipercidae. The transcript is spliced from 9 exons. The record is from RefSeq and is a predicted model, not a curated record. The coding region runs from base 802 to 1908 and encodes 368 amino acids.